AUGGCAGCCAUGAUAGACACAUCAAUAUUCCACCGACGAAUAUCGACGUUUAGAUUAAAUAACUCCAACUACCUGCACAAUUGUAAUCUCGUUUGUUGCCGAUAUCGGGGUUUCUAUGGGAAACCCAGUCUUUUGCAAAACUAUACGACAUCCUUCCAUUGGCACAAUAGAAACUUGAAGCAUCGAGGUUUCCUAUUGAACAAUCACCGGGACUGGAAGUUUGCCAAAAUCUAUGCCAACAGUCCUCGGGAACACGACACCGACUCGACCGAUAAAGCUGAAACAAGUGGGACCGAAAGCCCCAAAAAACAGGGCACUGGUUCAGGUUCGGGCCGGAGGGAAAAGCAGGGGAAGGACAACUGGUGGAACAAUAGUAGUAGUAAAUGGAGGUGGCAACCAAUUGUUCAAGCCCAAGAGAUGGGUGUCUUACUCAUACAAUUAGGGAUUGUGAUGUUUGUGAUGAGAUUACUUAGGCCUGGGAUUCCGCUUCCGGGCUCGGAGCCGAGGACACCUACCACAUUUGUCAGUGUUCCUUAUAGUGAGUUUUUGAGUAAGAUCAAUAGUAAUCAAGUGCAGAAAGUGGAGGUUGAUGGUGUGCACAUUAUGUUUAAAUUGAGGAGUGAGGCUAGGAUCCUGGAGAGUGUUUCUGGUGAGGUCAGUAGUAAGUUGCUGGAAUCAGAUUCUCUGUUGAGGAGUGUGCCCCCCACUAAGAGAGUAGUAUACACCACAACCAGGCCAAUUGAUUUCAGGACACCAUAUGAAAAGAUGUUAGAGAAUGAUGUUGAGUUUGGGUCUCCGGAUAAGCGGUCAGGAGGGUUCUUGAAUUCUGCAUUGAUAACUUUAUUCUAUGUUGCGGUGCUAGCUGGUCUUCUUCAUCGUUUCCCUCUGAGUUUCUCUCUGAAUACAACAGGACAGCUUAGGAACCGCAAGUCUGGAAAAUCUGGAAAACCUACAGUUCCCGAACAAGGGGAAAAUAUUACCUUUGAUGAUGUUGCUGGAGUUGAUGAGGCUAAGGAAGAGCUGGAAGAUAUUGUGGAAUUUCUGAGGAACCCAGAUAGAUAUGUAAAACUUGGUGCACGCCCUCCGAGAGGUGUUUUAUUGGUGGGGCUCCCAGGAACAGGUAAGACAUUGUUAGCCAAAGCCGUUGCUGGUGAGGCUGAUGUUCCUUUCAUUAGCUGUACUGCUAGUGAAUUUGUAGAACUGUAUGUUGGUAUGGGUGCAUCUCGUGUUAGAGACCUUUUUGCACGGGCAAAGAAGGAGGCUCCCUCCAUCAUAUUCAUAGACGAGAUAGAUGCUGUGGCCAAGAGCCGCGAUGGUAAGUUACGUGUCGUGAGUAAUGAUGAGCGGGAACAGACCUUGAAUCAGCUUCUCACUGAAAUGGAUGGAUUUGAUAGUAAUUCAGCUGUGAUAGUCCUUGGCGCAACUAAUAGAGCAGAUGUUUUAGAUCCCGCCCUCCGUCGACCGGGUAGAUUUGACCGAGUUGUCAUGGUUGAAACUCCUGAUCGUAUUGGGAGAGGAGCCAUUUUAGAUGUACACGUGUCCAAGAAAGAACUUCCUCUAGGCAAGGAUGUUGACCUCGGUGAUAUUGCCUCAAUGACGACAGGCUUUACUGGGGCAGAUCUUGCAAAUUUGGUAAAUGAAGCCGCCUUAUUGGCUGGACGGAAUAAUAAAUCUGUGGUGGAGAAAAUCGAUUUCAUUGAAGCCGUGGAGCGGUCAAUAGCGGGUAUUGAAAAGAAGACGGCCAAGUUACAGGGUAGUGAGAAAGCUGUUGUUGCACGACAUGAAGCUGGUCAUGCAGUUGUGGGAACUGCAGUUGCAAAUCUUCUUUCUGGACAACCUCGGGUUGAGAAGCUGAGCAUAUUGCCGAGAUCCGGAGGAGCUCUUGGAUUUACUUAUACGCCCCCGACCAACGAAGAUAGGUAUUUGCUCUUCGUGGAUGAGCUUCGAGGGCGUCUUGUCACGCUUCUCGGUGGCCGAGCAGCUGAAGAGUUUAUAUAUUCGGGACGUGUAUCGACGGGUGCUCUUGACGACAUAAGACGAGCAACAGAUAUGGCUUACAAAGCUGUGGCAGAAUAUGCCGUCUUGGAGGGUCUCGGGGCCCACUUGGAAGAAAGAGAGAAAGUAGAAGGGGAAGAGCUUCAAGAAUGGCUGAAAUCGGUGGUUGCCCCAGCCGAGCUCUCUUUUUUCAUCAGUGGAAAGAAAAGUUCUCUUCUCCCUCUGCAGUCCGGAACUUGA
This is a messenger RNA of Striga hermonthica, 2235 nucleotides long. Lineage: Eukaryota; Viridiplantae; Streptophyta; Magnoliopsida; Lamiales; Orobanchaceae. The record is from the annotation of a GenBank genome assembly.